Larimichthys crocea (large yellow croaker) is the source of this 4175-nucleotide messenger RNA. RefSeq names its product SH3KBP1 binding protein 1 (gene shkbp1). Gene Ontology annotation, biological process: protein homooligomerization. The transcript has 17 exons. Lineage: Eukaryota; Metazoa; Chordata; Actinopteri; Sciaenidae. The coding region runs from base 183 to 2804 and encodes 873 amino acids. Gene Ontology annotation, molecular function: protein binding. The record is from RefSeq and is a predicted model, not a curated record.
GCUCCUCUCCGGGUUUUCCCGCUCUCCUCCGCUGGGCAGGAAGUCGCCUCACAGAGGAACGGAAGCUGACUUUGUGGUAAAAUGGAUGAACUGUUCGGGUUUUUGUAGUUUUUGUAGUUUUUAGCGUCCUCCGUGUUCCUCCUCCGUGUUCCUCCUCCGUGUUCCUCCUCCGUGUUCAGAGGAUGUCGAACUCGGCGAGGAGCGGAGACAUCAUCCACCUGAAUGUCGGCGGGAAGAGGUUCAGCACCUCCAGACAGACCCUCACCUGGGUGCCUGACUCCUUUUUCUCCAGCCUCCUGAGCGGCCGCAUCUCGACUCUGAAGGAUGAAACCGGAGCCAUCUUCAUCGACAGGGACCCCUCCCUGUUUGCCACCAUCCUCAACUUCCUGCGGACCAAAGAGCUCCACCCGCGCUCCAUCAACGUGCACAUGCUCAUGCACGAGGCCGAGUUCUACGGCAUCACGCCGCUCGUCCGUAAACUGCAGUUGUGCGACGAGCUCGACCGCUCCUCCUGUGGAAACGUCCUGUUCAACGGCUACCUGCCUCCACCAGUUUACCCAGCGAAGCGGCGAAACCGCCACAGCGUGGCGGGGUCGCAGUUCAUGGUGGGUCGAGUUGUUCCCGCCGAGAGAGCGCCGGUCAGACGCAGCAACACCAUGCCGCCAAACCUGGGGAAUUCUGGGAUACUCAGCAGAGCCAGCACCGAGGAGAGAACGCCUGGAGGUCAGGUAUCGGAUCCCGGGAUGGUUCGGAUCAUCUGUGGUCAUCACAACUGGAUCGCUGUGGCCUACGCCCAGUUUGUCGUCUGCUACAGGGUGAAGGAGUCCACCGGGUGGCAGCAGGUCUUCACGUCUCCUCGUCUGGAUUGGGUGAUCGACAGAGUCGCACUCAACGCCAAGGUGAUGGCCGGCUCGCUGGGAGACAACGACAAGAUGGUGGCUGUCGCCUCAGCGACGGAGAUCAUCCUGUGGGCCAUCUGCCCGGACGGCAACGGAAACGAGAUCGGUGUCUUCAGUCUGAACGUGCCGGUCGAGGCUCUCUUCUUCGUUGGUAACCAGCUAAUCGCCACCAGCCACACUGGGAAGGUCGGGGUUUGGAACGCCGUCACCAAACACUGGCAGAAUCAGGACGUGGUUCCCAUCAGCAGCUACGACACCGCCGGCUCCUUCCUCAUCCUGGGCUGCAACAACGGAUCCAUCUACUACAUCGACGUUCAGAAGUUUCCUCUGAGGAUGAAGGACAACGAUCUGUUGGUGACGGAGCUCUACAGAGACCCGACCGAAGACGCCAUCACUGCGCUCAGUGUCUACCUCACCCCUAAAACCAGUGACAGCGGGAACUGGAUCGAGAUUGCGUAUGGGACGAGCUCCGGGACAGUUCGAGUCAUCGUUCAGCAUCCGGAGACGGUCGGCUCGGGACCGCAGCUCUUCCAGACCUUCUCAGUCCACCGCAGCCCUGUCACCAAGAUCAUGCUGUCCGAGAAACACCUGAUCUCAGUUUGUGCCGACAACAACCACGUGAGGACGUGGACGGUGACCCGGUUCAGAGGGAUGAUCUCCACCCAGCCGGGAUCCACGCCGCUGACAUCCUUCAAGAUCCUGAGCCUGGACGACGUGGACGGGCACGGAGGCUGCAGCGCCGGGACGGAGAUCGGUCCGUACGGAGAAAGAGACGACCAGCAGGUGUUCAUCCAGAGAGUCGUACCGGACACCGACAAACUCUACGUGAGGCUGUCGUCCAACGGAAAGAGGGUGUGUGAGGUGCGCUCGGUGGACGGCACCUCCAUCACGGCCUUCAUGGUCCACGAGUGCGAGGGCUCGAGUCGGAUCGGCUCGCGGCCUCGGCGGUACUUGUUCAGCGGUCACAGCAACGGCAGCAUUCAGAUGUGGGACCUGACGACCGCCAUGGACAUCGCCGGGAAGGUCGACAUCAGAGCACUAGGCGGGCCGACAGAGGAGGAGCUGCUGGAGCUGUUGGACCAGUGUGACCUUGCGCUGACCAGAACACCUGACAGCACGCCGCGAGCCUCCACCUGCAGUCUUCACUCUCAGCUCAGUGACGGCUUCAGACCGGAGCGUCUCCACGCCGCCGGAGGAGUACGAGGAGGCGGACCGUCCGGUUCGUCUGCUUCACUGUACGGUAGCCUCCCCCGACAGGCUCCGCCCCCUGUGCCCCUCACCAAACCCAUUAGAGACCCCGCCCACUCAGCCGGGCCCGGAGCUGGACCACAGAUCCUCGCCAUCCCCGCCUACAACUCCAGCUCGAACCAGAACGCCAGCCCUCGACCCCGACACCUAGAGAGGGAGUGGGGUUCAGUCCGCCGGGGGAGCUUCGUGGAGCGCUGCCAGGAGCUCGCCAAGGGUUCAGAGGCGGCAGCGGCCUCUGGGUUCGGGAUCUCGACGGGGUCGGAGGGCGUCAGGCGGAGCUUAGCGGUGUGCAGCGAAUUAGAGGCCAGAUUCGGCCUCAGGACCCCGACCACCUUUUCUGUGUCGCCCGGCGCUCGCAGCUCUCCAGGAACACCUUCAUCACUGUCCUCAUCGCCGCUGUCCUCAUCCUCACCGCACCGCAGAGCCACGCCCACACCGCCGACAAGCCCCGCCCCACCUCCAGCCCCUGCCGUGAGCCCGACCCGGUCUCAGGCGGCGCCCGUCUCACCUCGCCGUGGUGCUGCUGCGUCUCCUGUGGCGCCUCCUGCUGAUGCUCCAGCUUCCUCCGAGAUCCCGGCGAGUCCGGACAGCCCCGCAGCCACCGCCGCCGGCCCACCCACCAGCCCCAAACCACACAUGAACGAGACCAGCUUCUGAUUGGCUGCUCGGAGUCGAGUCGGAUGAUUUGAUUUUUGAAGGCCUGGCCAAUCAGCUGUCAGAUACAGAUCUGUUGCCAUAGUUACUGGUGGUUCCCUGGAUCACGAGUAACAAACUGAAGCUGCUUUAAUGAACGUUUCUACUUUAAGGGCUCGCUUGCAGAUCUGACGACUAUCCGCUAAGUCCCGCCCCUUUCUGCUCGCUGGUUGUUGCCGUUGGACCGUUAAGGUCUCGGCUUCGCUGGACAAAUCAACAUCUGUUGGCUAAAAAAUGAGAAGCUGCUUCCGCGACUCGUUUCAUAAACUUUGUUGAAUCUUGACGUUCAAAUCGCCGUUUACGUGAGAACAGGAAGCUCGGCAGGUUAGCGACAGUAACCAAGGUGGGUGGAGCUCAGCGAGCGGAUGCUUCCGUCAGGAGGUGGAGACCAAACCUGGAGCUAAAAGUGAGCGACCAUGACGCUGCUGCUGCUGCUGCGUGUUUCCAGCGUGCUCGUCUGUUAGCGCAGCUUUAACAAACGUUUGUAACUUUUUAUAACCGGCAGAAACUUUUUACUUUGUUUUGUUUUGUUACAAGUUUUCUAUCAACAGUUAAAAAAAAAAAAAGGAAGUUUGUAAAGAAACUUUAUUUUUUUAAUUUGUGUGUUUGACGGUGAAUUCACACUGUGACACCUGACCGCCAUCACAGCCAAUCAGGUUUCAGCCUAAUUUCCCAUUAACGCUGCCAAAUGAACUAACUGAUCGUUAUUUAACUGAUGGUUCGUCAAUAAUUAUUUGGGAAGACGUUGGUGAUUAUGAAACGAGUCACAGCUCCAAAAUGUGAAUGAAUUAUUGAAAAUGAAGUACAACUUUGAAGUACUUGUACUCCGUCUCGGAUGGAAUUGUUGUACUUUUACUGCAUUUAUCUGACAGCUUCAUUCAUGUGUCUUAUUCAUGAACUCAAUGUUUCAGUGAUUCUGAUUCAGUAAUAUAUUAAUUUAUAUUAUUCUUAAAGUAAAGUAACUUUCUGAAUGCAGUACUUUAACUUGUAACAGGGCAUUUGUACUACUUUAACUUCAGUAAAAUACUCUGAGCUUCAGGUGACUUUAAAGUUUUAAUUAAACUUUGGGAAGCUGCAGACGUCAUGAUUUAGUUUCACGUAACGUCUUUCCAGUUCAUUAUUGUGAAAAUACAGACCUGUAACAGGAAGCAGGUCUUCUUUUACUUUGAAAUAUUUCCAGCGUCUACCAUGAAGAAGAAGUGAGUUCAUUUCAUGUUUCAGCCUUAAACCUUUUUAAUAUUUGAACGACUGUUUCAUCGUCUGUUUAAAAAAGAAAACCUGUUUCAUGUUUGGAUCGUUUCAGCAACGAAAUAUCAAAAAUAAAAGACUUGAAAU